This is a messenger RNA of Candidula unifasciata, 289 nucleotides long. The record is from the annotation of a GenBank genome assembly. Lineage: Eukaryota; Metazoa; Mollusca; Gastropoda; Stylommatophora; Geomitridae.
AUGCAUUUCUACAAAAAGUUUAUAAAUACACUUUAUUUUAAACAAAAGCGGACAAUUCAGACUUCAUUGACAGAAGAAAUACAAGUCAUGCAGUCAAAGAUGGCAUCUUUAGAAGCAAACGAUGGUGUCAAAGCAUUAGAGAAAUCUUUGUUCUCUACUUCUGGAAAGAAGAUAUACAGCCAUGCAGCAAGCUAUCUUCCCUGUGAUCCUAGCUAUGGGUUGAUACCACAUUACAAGCACUGGCUGUCUGAAGAAUACACACUGCUACGAAAAAUGAGAAAGAAAUUAG